Molecule: messenger RNA, 804 nt
Organism: Chrysochloris asiatica (Cape golden mole)
Lineage: Eukaryota; Metazoa; Chordata; Mammalia; Afrosoricida; Chrysochloridae
Product: retinoic acid receptor RXR-beta-like
Exons: 2
Coding region: 1-804 (267 amino acids)
Biological process (GO): anatomical structure development; response to retinoic acid; cell differentiation
Cellular component (GO): nucleus; RNA polymerase II transcription regulator complex
Molecular function (GO): retinoic acid-responsive element binding; zinc ion binding; nuclear steroid receptor activity
Source: RefSeq, a predicted model, not a curated record
AUGAGGUCUGCGGUCCAGGAGGAAUGUCAGCGGGGAAAGGACAAGGACGGGGAUAGGGAGGGGGCUGGGGGCGCCCCCGAGGAGAUGCCUGUGGACAGGAUCCUGGAGGCAGAGCUUGCUGUGGAACAGAAGAGUUACCAGGGUACUGAGGGUCCUGGGGGAACCGGGGGUAGCGGCAGCAGCCCCAGUGACCCUGUGACUAACGUCAGUCAGACAACUGACAAACAGCUCAUCAUACUUGUUGAGUGGGCAAAGAGGAUCCCACACUUUUCCUCGUUACCUCUGGAUGACCAGGUCAUUUUGCUACGGGCAGGCUGGAACGAGCUCCUCAUUGCCUCCUUCUCCCACCGAUCCAUUGAUAUCCGAGAUGGCAUCCUCCUCACCACAGGUCUUCAAGUGCAACGCAACUCAGCCCAGGCCGCAGCCCUGGGAGCCAUCUUUGACCGGUCCCUGUCCAGGGUGCUGACAGAGUUAGUGGCCAAAAUGCGGGACAUGAAGAUGGAUAAGACAGAGCUUGGAUGUCUGAGGGCAAUCAUUCUCUUCAAUCCAGAUGCCAAGGGCCUCUCCAACCCCAGUGAGGUUGAGGUCCUGCGGGAGAAAGUGUACGCGUCGCUGGAGACCUACUGCAAACAGAAGUACCCUGAGCAGCAGGGACGGUUUGCCAAAUUGCUGCUCCGACUGCCUGCCCUGAGAUCCAUUGGCCUCAAGUGUCUAGAGCAUCUGUUUUUCUUCAAGCUCAUUGGCAACACCCCCAUUGACACCUUCCUCAUGGAGAUGCUUGAAGCUCCCCACCAUCUAGCCUGA